This is a messenger RNA of Saccostrea cuccullata (small rock oyster), 922 nucleotides long. RefSeq lists its product as uncharacterized. Lineage: Eukaryota; Metazoa; Mollusca; Bivalvia; Ostreida; Ostreidae. The coding region runs from base 19 to 849 and encodes 276 amino acids. Gene Ontology annotation, molecular function: ubiquitin protein ligase activity; zinc ion binding. The transcript has 4 exons. Gene Ontology annotation, biological process: protein monoubiquitination. The record is from RefSeq and is a predicted model, not a curated record.
GACAGAUUAGAAUCGGUCAUGAGUGCAUCAGAUUCCAUAAUGGCCCAAGAGGUCUAUCUUUGUAACUUCUGCAGUGGUCAGGCUGCCGAAAUUUGCUGUAAAAGUUGUCAGGCUUAUCUGUGUAGGAAUUGCGUUGCUAACCACCUUCAGCAACUGAAGGAUGAACGACAUGACAUCGUGCCGUUUAAAAAGAGACGAAGGCGGCGAUGUACGUCACAUCCGGAUCACCGAUGUGAGGCCUUUUGUAAGGACUGUCAGGAGCACGUGUGCCUGAAAUGUUUGAUUGGAGGACAUAGACUUCAUGACGUAGACGAAUACCCAGUUGUUAUCCAAUCAGAAAAAAGGACAGAAGAUAAAGAUGAAGAUGAAAAUGCUAGCGUAGAUGAAGAGAUCGUUGAAUCUAAUGCUAGUAAAAAAUGCUGCACUUUCUUCCUACAACCAGUUCUUUCAAUGCGCAGAUGUUGCAUAUCUGUGCUACAGUGUGGACCAAUGUCAAAAUUGAUUUGUUGUGCAAUUUUGUUCACCAUAGGGUUAACACUCUUACUUAUUGGAUGCAUUCCUUUCAUGAAUUUCUAUCCUUUCUUCGUUGCCUUCUUUUAUGUUUGGUUUGCCCUCUGUUCUCCUUUACGCCGAUAUUUACCAGGCUUGUCGAAAUACCCAGAUCUUUCGCUAUUCCUUGCCACUGGUGCCUUCGUUUCAGCCAACGCUUUUCCGAUUGUACUCACUAACAGUUCCAAGAUCACAGGUACAGCAUGUGUCUUCUCAAUAUUCGGCAACAUUUUUAUAUUCAUCUCUAUUUAUAAAAUGUUUUCUGAAGCAGAGAAUCCUAUCCCUCAAGAAACAGAAUGAAUAUAAGAAAAUGCAUACAUAUAUUAACUAAUUAUUUUGCGAGUACGUAUUAUCGCAAAAUAAAUGGCUCUAU